AGCGGAUCGUUUUUAGGGGGCUUACGCCACUAUAUCGGUGUCGCCACUGGACGGUAAACAUAAGUAUAAGCGAGCAUCGGCUGACUAGUCUCCGUUGCAGCCCUGUUGUACAGUGUUUCAUUGGGGCUUAGCUUGCUCGCGAAAAGUUGAACUGAAUACGGCGUGUUAGUGACACGUGCAGGACUCAAAGUACAUAUACCUAAUAAUUCGCCUUCCGGACCCGAGGCCUAAAAGAAUCAGUUCGCAUUAUUAUCGACCUCUUUGUCUUCGCGGGUUUUGUUUUGUUUUUCACUGCUUCGCUCUGCAUUAUUGACAGCUUCCUAUACUUGCUCAUCAUGGCCUCUGCGCGCACAAUCUUGAUCACAGGCUGCUCAGACGGGAGUCUGGGCUCUGCCCUCGCCCAGGCAUUUCACAAAGCGGGAUGGCGAGUCUUCGCAUCCGCUCGCAGCAUUGAGAAACUCAAGAAAUGUGAGGAAGCCGGCAUUGAAACGGUGCAGCUGGAUACGCUUUCCGACGAAUCAAUUGCUAGCUGUGUCGCCAAGGUCAAGGAGCUCACAGGCGGCUCCCUGGACGGCCUACUCAACAAUGCUGGCGCCGGGUACAACAUGCCACUUCUAGACGUCGAUAUCGCGAAGGCGCGGCAGCUAUUCGAUCUCAACGUCUGGUCCCUGAUAAACGUAACACGCGCCUUCUUUCCACUGUUGAUGAAGUCGACCCGCGGCGCCAUAGUCGUGAACAAUACUGCCUGCGCCUCAGUGACCGCUGGCUCAACGCCCUUCUCGGGCGCAUACAACGCUUCCAAGGCGGCCGCGGCUAGUCUUACAGAAACUUUGCGCCUCGAGCUAGAACCCUUCAAUAUCAAGGUUAUCAACCUAAUGACGGGUGGCGUAAGGUCAACAUUCCACAGCAAUGCCCCAGACGCUAAGCUCCCACCCACAUCAUUGUACAACGUGGCAAAAGAGCCUGUCGAACGAACCAUGUCAGGCGCGGACGCCGUCAACGGGAGCGACCCGACGCAAUGGGCCGAUGAAGUCGCGAAAGAGCUCAGCAAGCGUAACCCGCCGUAUUGGGUGUGGAAGGGCAAGUUCUCUACGAUCGUACGACUAGCUUCGCAUUUGCCGGUUGGAAUGCUGGAUGGGACUAUGAAGGGCUUGGUUGGCUUGGAUGUGGUGGAGCAGAAAAUCAAAGAGCAGGGAGGGCCGAGCAAGGUAGAGCUUCCUUCGUCGAAAUAGCGAUGAGUAGCAGGGUAACAGGAAUAAUGAAAAUAGAGCUGUCAGGAUAAACAGAGUUAGCAGCGAGUAUACACAUACUCCAUCUUUCUACCUUAAUAAUAUACCUAUCACGAAGACUAUGUCUCACCCUCUUUAA
Messenger RNA from Xylaria bambusicola, 1368 nucleotides. RefSeq lists its product as uncharacterized. Gene Ontology annotation, biological process: triglyceride catabolic process; phosphatidic acid biosynthetic process. Bases 336 to 1232 code for a protein of 298 amino acids. The transcript has a single exon. Gene Ontology annotation, molecular function: acylglycerone-phosphate reductase (NADP+) activity; triacylglycerol lipase activity. Gene Ontology annotation, cellular component: lipid droplet; endoplasmic reticulum. The record is from RefSeq and is a predicted model, not a curated record. NCBI's taxonomy places the organism in Eukaryota, Fungi, Ascomycota, Sordariomycetes, Xylariales, Xylariaceae.